Molecule: messenger RNA, 1352 nt
Organism: Guillardia theta CCMP2712
Lineage: Eukaryota; Cryptophyceae; Pyrenomonadales; Geminigeraceae
Exons: 8
Source: RefSeq, a predicted model, not a curated record
AUGACCAAGAUGUGCCUCGAUACCUGCGAAGACAUGAGCGAUUCGCUUAUACCUGACUAUCUCAUGGAGCUCGACAAGGAGAGCAACUCAGAGUACCUGCGCAAUCUUGUACAUUUUUCCCCCCAAAAUGAAGAAGCAGAUACGAAGGAUCUUGACAAGCAGCAGGACGGAAAGCCCGAGGAGGAGGAGCUUGCGUCGGCUCCUGCCGCACGUGCGAUGAAGAAGCACGAGGCCGUGAGGCAUGAUCUCCGAGAACGCAGGACAGUACAAAGAUGGAAGAUGUACGUGAGCAGCUGCAACCCGAAGCGAGAGAUCUUCUGGGGGAGUCAGGAGGCGUUCAGCGAGGUUAGCCAGAAGGAGCUGCGAGAGUCAGAGAAAGUCUCAGAGAAGACGAAGAAGGCCAAUGAAUCAACGUCAUGCUCCCACAUGUCGUCAGGCCUCCCGUCAGACUUGUGGACGAUCGCGAGGUUCUUGAACGAGAUGAGAACAGCUUCUCUCCUGUUGGGCUUGACCUGCAAACUCUUCGACAAAAGCUGCUACUCCUCUAAGCUCCCGACCAAGGGUAGCAAGUCUCCUGCGCCCAGUCAACGCAAGAGAGCAGCUCAAUUCUCCUCAGAGGAGCAUCUGUCCUCAGAAAGGAACCUCGUCGCUCUCAUGGAGCAAAGCAAGGCCUUGCAAGAUCUGGUGCAGGAGAAUUCUUUAUCGGAUGGCAGCAUCCUCCGCUUGACAGGCUCAGGCAUGUCACAGCACGUGAGGAUUAUGCAGCGAGGGAGGAGCAUCGAGAUCGUGGGCGGAAUGACCCAGCCGUUCGUUAACUUGAAUCGUCUGUUACGGGAGGUCUUCCAUACAGAGUUGUCACCAUGUGUAGCUCUCACGAUGCUAGAGUACAAGAAUGCCAGCAGCAACCGGUGGCAGAAGGUGCUGGACAUACCCAAGAUUCGAAAGUCCUUGUCUUCGCAUCAGUACAACCUUCUCGUCCAAUCUGCUCAAUCGUUCAAGGUUGAGAAUGGAGGUUUUCGGUCCUAUCAUGAUGCUGCUGAACUUGUCCGAUCGUUGGAGCUCAAGGAUCGUCGACAGUGGACGUGCUGGGCUGAAUCGCCAGCUCGCCCCCUUAACAUCCCUUCAAGGCCUUGGGAGGUUUACCAAGACAGCUGGACUUCUCUCGGAGAGUUCCUGGGCGUCAAAGCUGCGCCGAGGAAGAGAAGGGUGCCCUGCGCACAUGAUGGCAGCAGGAGCAAGUUUCAAUGUGCAGACGGUAGAGUGAAGAAAUCCAGCAGCAAGAUGAUGCGCUCGAUACAAGGAGAUCUCCAGGAUUUUCACAGCAGUCUGGACCAGCUGUCUGUCGGGCUUGC